UCACCUGCUGAAUGCUAAUGCUAAAUGCUAAAGCUAAAUGCUAAAACUAAUUUGACAUCAUCUGUGUCUGGUCAACAUGGCUCCGUUUCCGGACGAGGUGGACGUUUUCACUGGCCCGCACUGGCGAAUGAAGCAGUUAGUGGGGCUGUAUUCUGAGAAGCUGUCGGAGACCAACUUCUCCAACAUCAGCGACUUCCGCUCCUUCCUGAACUCGCUGCUGGCCACCUUCAAGGAGUUCAAGAUGCACGAGCAGAUCGAGAACGAAUGCAUCAUCGGGUUGCUGGAGCAACGCUGCUGCACCGUCUACAACAUGCACUCCGACAACAAACUCUCCGACAUGCUGCUGCUGCUGGAGAAGGGCUUGCACAGUGUCAAGAGCGAAUGCGAGCAGCUCAACUACGCCCAGCAGCUGAAGGAGCGACUGGAGGCCUUCACUCGGGACUUCCUGCCCCACAUGAAGGAGGAGGAAGAGGUGUUCCAGCCCAUGCUCAUGCAGCACUUCACCUACGAGGAGCUGAAGGCCAUCAAGAAGCAGGUGAUGGCGCAGCACCGCAGUCAGCAGGCGCGGGAUUGCGCCGCCGCCGCCGACGUCGACGUCCUCAAAGGCUUCGGCCUGUGGAGUCGCGCCGAGGAGCUCCAGAAGGCCUUCAAAUACGCCGACCACGAGAAGACCCACUACGAGGCGGAGCACGACGGAACCCGCUCGGCGCACAUCUCGCAGCUCCCGGCCGAGAUCGUCUUGAGGCUCUUCGGCUAUUUGAGCCCUCCGGACCUUUGCCGCUGCAGUCAGGUGUGCGCCUCCUGGUCCGAGCUGGCCAAGACCGGUUCUCUGUGGAGGCACCUCUACCCUGUACGCUGGGCCAGAGGCGACUACUACAACGGGCCGCCCGGAGAUUUGGACCAGGAGCCCGAUGACGGCUGGCUGAAGAGUCGCCAGAACGAAGUGCGAGCGUACCAGGAGUGGGACGAGGAUGCCGACGUCGAUGAAUCUGACGAUUGCGGCAACGACGGCGACGCGUCUGCCAUCGGCGCGGCCCGGCGUGAGAAGAGGAUCCUCAACGGGAUCGUCCAGAACCUCCUCCCCGUCGUGGGCCCGGCCGUCAAGUCGCUGGUGCUGGCCUACGGCACCACCGUCUCCAGUAAAAUGGUGCGGCAGAUCCUCAGUCUGUGUCGCAACCUGGCACACGUGGACCUGACCCAGACCGACGUCACCGAUUACGCCUUUGACAGCUGGUCCUUCGUGGGCGCUUGCUCCUCUCUGGAGCAUCUGGACCUGUCCGGUUGCGAGCAGCUGACGGACCAAUCCCUGAAAAGACUCUCUUUGGGGCUGGGGGACCUCAGCCCCCCGUGGAAGUCGCACCGCCGCAGGCGCCGGGCCGUCAUCUGGAAACGAGGGGACGCCGCCCGGCGGGGGUCCGCGUCGUCGCCGGCCGACAUCGAGGACUCCGCCGAGUGGACGCGGCGAGGCCGCGAAGAGGCGGAGGAGGAACGUUUUGUCCAGACUCAGCUGGCGGGGAGCCUGUGCUGCUGCAGGCGGGGCCGCGGGACCGCCCGUGCCGCCGCCGCCGCCGCCAUUUUGCACUACGCCGUGUCCGCGGACAGGUUUUGCGCUCAGGCCGCCUGCUGCGCGGCCGACGGGCGGCUCGGGACUGACGCCCGCCGCUCGCCGACGGACACAAAACGGCCCGACGACAGGACUAACCGAUCGGGCGCCAGACGCGGGCUCAACUUCCUCAGCCUGUCGGGAUGCUACCAGGUCACGGACGUGGGACUCGGGGCCCUGUCGGAGGUCGGAGGUCUCCCGGUUCUGGAGCACCUCAACCUGUCGGGCUGCCUCUCGGUGACGGGGGCGGGCCUUCGCCGGCUGGUGUCGGCCUGCCCCGCCCUCAACGACGAACACUUCUACUACUGCGACAACAUCAACGGUCCAAACGCAGACACGGCGAGCGGAUGCCAGAACCUGCAGUGCGGAUUUCGGGCGUGCUGUCGCUCCGGAGAAUGAAACGACCCCCCCCC
Molecule: messenger RNA, 2016 nt
Organism: Syngnathoides biaculeatus (alligator pipefish)
Lineage: Eukaryota; Metazoa; Chordata; Actinopteri; Syngnathiformes; Syngnathidae
Gene: fbxl5
Product: F-box and leucine-rich repeat protein 5
Exons: 11
Coding region: 77-2002 (641 amino acids)
Biological process (GO): intracellular iron ion homeostasis; SCF-dependent proteasomal ubiquitin-dependent protein catabolic process
Cellular component (GO): SCF ubiquitin ligase complex
Molecular function (GO): protein binding
Source: RefSeq, a predicted model, not a curated record